CACGUCUUGAGAUGGCGUCAGUCCCGAGGGGGUCGAAGCACAACUUACAAAUGCAGUUUCGGCGGGGCGACUCUGGCUGCAGUCGUACUUCCACCUAAAAACAUGUCCUAUUAGUAUCAUCUUGCUUUUCCAAGAACCACAUCCAUCGUCACGUAGAAGAACACAGUAAAACUUGACGACCCAUUAGCUAUUUAUAAUCUCAUCACCAUGUCGACUUUCAGACCUUCCAAUAUCCUCGUCUUUGGCGCGACGGGCAACAUUGGCCUUUUCAUUACCGAGGCCUUGUUGGACGCCAGCCCCUCGUUCGGUCAAAUCACCAUUUUCACAUCGCCCGCCACAGUGGAAAAGAAACCGGCGUUGCUCGAUGGCUGGAAGAAAAAGGGUGCCAAGGUUAUCAGCGGCGACGUCGACGACAACGAGCAGAUCCAGGCCGCUUACAGGGAUGCCGACACCGUCAUCUCGGCAUUGGGCAGGAAUGUCAUUGAGAAGCAGAUCGACCUGAUCAAGCUGGCCGAGGAGACCGACUCUGUCAAAUGGUUUUUCCCCUCCGAAUAUGGCACCGACAUCGAGUACAGCCCCAAGAGCGCCGACGAGAAGCCUCACCAGGCCAAGCUCAAAGUGCGCAAGUACAUACGCGAGAACGUCCGGCGGCUCAAGUACACGUACCUCGUGACGGGCCCGUACGUCGACAUGUUCUUAACGCUGCCCGCCGUGGCGCAGGAGGCCGGCGGGUUUGACACGGCCAACCGCAAGGCUGUCCUUGUCGAGGAUGGCGAGGGCAAGGUCGGCUUAAUCACCAUGAAGGACGUUGGCAAGACUCUGGUCGCCUCGCUCCGUCACCCCGAGGCGUCCUUCAACCGCGCCCUCAAGGUACAGUCCUUCGUGGCGACCGGCAAAGACAUCUUGGCCGAGUAUGAGAAGCAGACGGGUGUCAAGUGGGAAGUGGCCUACUCGCCGCUGCAGAAGCUCAGGGAGGCCGAGGAGAAGGCGUGGGCCGAUGGCGUCCCUUAUGCGACCAUCUUCACUCUGCGACGCAUCUGGGCCGAGGGUGGCACGUUGUACGAGAAAACGGACAACGAGAGGAUCGGGCUUGGGCCCCAAGAUGUCGAGACGCUAGAGGUGGCCGUGAAACGGUCAUUGGGUAAGGCUCAAUAGAACCAUCCGAAGAAAUAACCAAUUGAACAUUCAUGU
Molecule: messenger RNA, 1191 nt
Organism: Colletotrichum destructivum
Lineage: Eukaryota; Fungi; Ascomycota; Sordariomycetes; Glomerellales; Glomerellaceae
Product: Putative NmrA-like domain, NAD(P)-binding domain superfamily
Exons: 2
Coding region: 208-1155 (315 amino acids)
Molecular function (GO): oxidoreductase activity
Source: RefSeq, a predicted model, not a curated record